UAGCCAGCGGCGAAGUAAGACGAGGCAUACGAGUUCGCUUGUGUUGUGGUGGAGUUGGAGUUUGCGUUCGUCCCGCUAGAUAUUGAAGUCGGUGUUCUUGGUAGUCGAUCAAAUAUACUCCUCUGACAACGGCACCUACUCACACGUCUGCAUGGCGCCGCAUAAAAGGCGGAAAGCCUACCUGGAUCCUGGGUCCACUGCCACCAUACCGCGGGCCACAAAGUGGCAUCUUACAAGAUCUGCCGACGGUAGUUCACAAGCAACGCGUCGUCGGACAGCAAAUGAAAGCAAUCAGAGGCCUGCCAGCGCGCAUUCACCGCAACUGCGGUGCAGCAACGCUGACAAUGAAAGUUUACGGAAGCAUUGCGAAAGAAGUUACGACAACUUGGAGGUCACGGAUGAUAGUGAUCAUUAUUUCAGCGACUCGAGUGAAGGUAGUGAACGCGUGACAUCCCCGUGUGGCACAUCGUUGUUCGUCCAGGAAGACGAGGGUUCAAGCGGCAAUUAUGACCUGCCAAGUGAUUCUUUUAAUGUCGAGGAUCUCACACUUCCAUUCAUUGAAGGCGGGCGGCUGACUUGCGGUGAUGCAUAUAUGAUGCUUCUAGAUAUUGCCGUUAAAUUUGGCCUAUCAUGGACAGCAAUUGAGGAAAUUCAAAAGUUGGUCAACAACCUCAUUGAAAAAAAAGCGUUUCCUGAAAGCAGAUACCUUUUCAAAAAGGUUUGUGGUGUAGACAUGGACGAUGUCGUAUUUCAUUUUUACUGUUCACACUGCAGGUUGCACCUUGCAGACACGAAAGGUACCCUGGACGAGAGGAAACGUCUCCAAAUUGUGUGUGAUAUUUGUCAUACGCAAUACACGGGUAGUGGCCUUGUGCGUGAUGGCAGCUUUUUUAUCAGUCUCCCCAUUAAGAAGCAACUUACCUCUAUCCUAUCAAGCAAGACAGUUGGCUCUGCUGUAAUGAGCUCACUCACUCGGAAGCACCAACAAUGAGAGCGCGAUGAGCGACAUCACCGAUGGUAUACAUUACAAGGAGAUGCGUCAAAGAAUUGAUGGGACUGAUUUAACUUUGACCAUAAAUUCUGACGGAAGCCCCGUCUUCAACUCGUCCAAUUACAGCAUAUGGCCAGUGCAGCUUGCUUUGAAUGAGCUGCCGCCACGAUUGCGCUGGAACAACAUCAUGACACCAGUACUUUGGUAUGGCAAAGAGCACCCGGACAUGACUCUUGUACUCCAAGCCUUCGUGAGGCAGCUCCAGGAGCUGAACAAAACUGGACUGACAUGGACGUUUGCCAACGCCAUAGUAAAAUCAAAGGUGUUCUGCAUCUGUUGUUGUGCGGAUACCCCAGCCAGGGCUGCAAUGCAGCACAGGGUUCAGUUCAACGGCUACUAUGGAUGCAGCUGGUGCUACCACCCAGGGGUAAAUGUUGAUGGUACUGUGAAAUACUGUGUCACCACGCCCUUUCCAGACCGAACAGAUGAAGAGGCACUUAAAGACAUGACAGACGCCUGCAACACUGGAGCCACUGUACAUGGGGUUAAGGGGCCAUCACCAUUAAUUAAUUUGCCAGGUUUUAGCCCUAUUUGGUCCUGGUGCCCAGACUAUAUGCACAGUGUCUUGCUGGGUGUUGCGCGACAGAUAACAGACCUGUGGUUUACAGCAACAGGCACUGACUAUUACUGUGGCAAGGCAUCGAAAAUGGCAAUCGUAGAUAAGAGAAUUCUGUCUUUAAAGUUGCCUGAGUGCAUUAACCGGCGGCCAAGAGCACUGCUGGCUCGGAAGUAUUGGAAAGCUUCUGAAUGGCAGUGUUGGCUCCUGUAUCACAGCAUGCCGUGCCUAGCAGAUGUGCUUGAAGGCAGAUAUCUACACCAUUGGAGCCUCUUGGUCUCAGGAGUCUUUCUCCUACUGAGAAACUCCGUUACAAAAGCAGAUGUUGACCAGAGCACUCGUCUGCUCACAGAAUUUGUUGUGAAUGUGCAAUUUCUUUAUGGUAAAAGUGCCAUGACUUACAAUGUUCAUCAACUUCUGCACAUACCAAAGUCUGUACUUCUGUUUGGUCCUCUGUGGACACAUUCAUGCUUUGUUUUUGAGAACAACAUCGGCAAGUUGUUAAGGCUCGUCACAUCAUCAAAUGGUGUGGCCAUUCAGAUUGCCACACGGCUACUCUUGCACAGUAGCCUAAUUUGUUUGAAGGCACUUGCAAGCAGCCAUGCGCUGUCACUCAUAGCUCAGAAAGUUUCCGAAGCAGGUGAAGAAAGCAUUGUUCCCUUGGGCAAACCAGAAAUUAUUGAUCAAUCUUUUCAUUCGAAAUACCUGCAGGGUAGUGAGACUGCAGUAGAGUACAAAAGACUGAAGGUCCGAGGGGCUGUAUUUGCCUCAGAAAAAUAUAUGAGACACACCAAAAUUGAUUGUACUGCAGUAGCACUUCCAGAUGGCACCUACAUGAAAACAAAAAGAAUAAUUUUGUGUAGAGGGCUAGCUGGAGAGGAGGAAUUUUUCCUCUUGUCACAUGUGUAUGUUACUAGCAGCACAGUUAAAAGUGCACAUAUAAAGAGGGCAAGGCGACAAGAGCAGGAGAUGCUGCGGAAGAUUGAUGUACGUGCUCGUCCUUGCAUAUAUUUCUCGUUGGAUGGGCAGGAAUUUUUUUGUGACCUUGUAAACAGUUAUGAGUGGUCAUGAAAUGCAGGGACAUAGAUCUUCGUCUGGAAUGCUAUGACAGAGCAUUAAAGAGCUAAUGUUUUUGACAUGCUAAACAAUUGCGAGGUUGAUAUCUGACUAUCUCCGAAAUGUCAUGCUGAGAAAGAUAUUUUCUGUGGUUUGCCAUGAGUCUGUAUGCAUUGUUUUUUCAAUAGAGCUUAUCAGAUUGACAUCUUACUGCAUGGUGUAUCAUGUGUGAUGCACAUGCAUAGAACAACUUUUAGUGAAAAUCCUACAGAUUCAUCAUAAAUCUGCACCCUCUCUCUAGCAGUGAAAUACUGAGCAACUUUAACACUGGAAAUUAUUUUUGACAAUGUAUGGGGCACCAAGCUGAUCAUGCGUGCAAUGUGCAAGAAGUUAUUGAAGAGGUCGCUUCCACAAUUUAUAAUGUUUAAAUGAGUCCACAAAAAGUAUGAAGGUGUUUAUUAGCCAACAGAUGUUUUGGUCGAAAAGUAAUUCAGAUGGUUCUGUGAGGCAUUAAUUGCUGUAUCAUAUGUGAUGCAGCAUGAAGUUAUUGCUUUGUCAAAGAGUGUAGAGAUCUUUUUCACAAAAUUGCAAAUUUGGCGGCAAAAUAUAAUGUUUGUACAAGCUAUAGGCUUUCUUAGCACCAUUAUUGAAGCAGAAUACGUAGAAAAUACAAUAACUGCAGUGUUUACGAUGACCUGCAGAAGAAUUUAAAAGCGGGCGAGUUGGAACCUAUCCAUUUCUUGGACAUAACGACACACGAUAAAGGGAACAGGACAACUUUUAAAGACAGAAUUGAGAACAAAUUCUCUCGCAUUUUGUUUUUUAUGUGCGCUGCCCAAUGGUGUUUACAAUGAACAUAGUGUGGAGCUUUACACAUUCCUAGAGCUCAUAAUAGCAACAUAGCAGAAGAUUUUUUUUGCAUCAAAUUCCCAAAGAGCAACUUAAACCAAGAUCUGUCAAUGAUCCGGCAUAUAGGUAUUGAAGCCUUCAAUAAAGGAUAUCAAAUUUGAAUUGCAGUUUUCUGCAAUUAGAAUGUUUUUUCAUGGUCACAAAAUGUGCCUGUAGCUGCACAGUGUAUCAUAUAUGUGAGAAUUCUGGCUCAAAAGUCUACACUGUAAACAAUCCUUUUGAAAGGCAACGUUUGGCUUAGAUGUCUUGCCUUAACAAAGGUUAUUUAAACUUUUUACAUGCGAAUUUAAAUUCAUGCAUUAAAGAGUGAGAAAAAGCAAGAAAUUCAGAGUCGUGGCAAAUUAUUACUAUUGUUAUAAAAAUUAUUCACUAUUUUUCAUCCAAUAUGAAAAUAGUGAAUGAAAAAAUGCAUAAAGGUGUGCAUUUAGGGAUGCCACCAAAAAGAGUCCACGACCAUGUUUGUUUGAUGCCUUCACAUUGCAUCACAUUGCCUUGCAUUUGGUUAAAUUGCCACUUUAGUUUUUUGGUGUAUUGUUGCCAGAUAUGUUUGUAUGCAUCUUGCAGUUGCCUUUCUGCCUUCUGCAGUACCGUACCUUUUGUAUCCCACUUUGCUAAAGUUGCCAACUGUUUUUGCCAGAACUGUAAUAAAUGUCUCUUCUGUGCAGU
This is a messenger RNA of Dermacentor silvarum, 4238 nucleotides long. RefSeq lists its product as uncharacterized. The record is from RefSeq and is a predicted model, not a curated record. NCBI's taxonomy places the organism in Eukaryota, Metazoa, Arthropoda, Arachnida, Ixodida, Ixodidae. Bases 999 to 2678 code for a protein of 559 amino acids. The transcript has 3 exons.